CGCCAAAAUCACGAGUCAUGGCGGACUUCGACGCACUGGACCAGGUAGAUCCGUUCUACAUGGCGCUGCUGCGUUCACGCCAGCGAAGAUACGCUGACUGCAUCGACAUUUGCACGGAAAUUUUGGCCCAGAACCCGUACGACCAGGCGGCAUGGGUGACCAAAACCAAAGCUAUGACCAUGCACAACUAUAUCGACGACUCGGAACUAGAAGAGGAUGGCGCUGCGGAUCUCCUCAUGGAUGAUAACGUAAUGGCAUCCAUGCCGCGGCCGGGCACGUCGCUCAAUCGCCCGAACUCGCGGGCGGGCACUGGUGACCCGAGUCUACGCCCCAUGACAUCAACAGGUCGCCCACUUAGCGGCUUUGCCAGGCCUGGAACGAGCUCUAGACCAGGAACAGGCAGUAUGUCGGUAGAUCGCGCUUUACAAGGCAAUCGACCGGGCACUUCUCGCCCGGCAACGACGUUGGGACGACAGGUGCGGCUCGGUACGGCGUCAAUGCAAGCGUCCGACUCGGGCGUGUUCAUCGAUGUGAACCGUCUCGACUUUAAGCGAUACGCGAAGCGGCCAGCAAUAGCAAAGGCGCUGGUGGACUACCUGCUGUACUGUGAGCAUAACCCACGGAAAGCACUUGAACUGGCUGCAGAGUCAACAGUGGCAGCCGACUAUAAGGACUGGUGGUGGAAGGCAAGGUUGGGCAAAUGCUACUACCAGCUUGGUCUUUUCCGUGACGCUGAGAAGCAGUUUGAGUCGUCGUUGCGCAACCAGGACAUGAUUAUCACAUUCCUAGAGCUGGGUAAAGUGUAUCUGCGUCUUGACCAGCCAAAUACAGCGCUGGACAGAUACGAGAAGGGCAAGGCCAAGUUUCCUGGAGAUAUCCAACUCCUGGUGAGCAUUGCUCGUGUGCACGACAUGCUCAACGACGUCGAGAAGAGCGUUAGUGUGUAUAAGGAAGUGCUGCAGCUGGACGCUUCCAAUGUCGAGGCCAUCGCAUGCCUAGCUUCAAAUUACUUCUACACGGAUCACCCAGAGGUGGCACUUCGCUACUACCGACGUCUGCUGCAGAUGGACGUGAACACUGCCGAGCUCUGGUGUAACAUCGGUCUCUGCUGUUUCUACGCGUCUCAGUAUGACAUGACACUGUCGUGCUUCGAUCGAGCUCUUUCACUCGCGUCCGACGACUGCAUGGCCGACGUCUGGUACAACAUUGGCCAGGUUGCCAUCGGUAUCGGAGACCUUGGACUCGCCUACCAGGCUUUCAAGAUUGCAGUCUCCGUAGACAGCAACCACGCCGAGUCGUACAACAACCUCGGAGUGCUUGAACUCCGCAAGGGCAACCAGGACCAGGCUCGUGCCAACUUCCAGCUAUCCGAGUCGCUCGCAGACUUCAUGUUCGAACCUAGCUACAACCGCGCCCUGCUCGCUUACAAGGUGGGCGACUUCCACGACUCGUUCACCAAGAUCAAUCGCGCGCUCACCACAAACCCGACCCACAGCGACUCGUUGGAGCUCAAGAAGCAGUUGCAGCAAUUCCUCACCAUGCUCUAG
Messenger RNA from Phytophthora infestans T30-4, 1547 nucleotides. RefSeq names its product sporangia induced TRP protein. Bases 18 to 1547 code for a protein of 509 amino acids. Gene Ontology annotation, cellular component: non-motile cilium; ciliary basal body; BBSome. Gene Ontology annotation, molecular function: protein binding. The transcript has 2 exons. The record is from RefSeq and is a predicted model, not a curated record. Lineage: Eukaryota; Oomycota; Peronosporomycetes; Peronosporales; Peronosporaceae. Gene Ontology annotation, biological process: non-motile cilium assembly.